GGGGCCGACCCACCCCUAGCUAGCUAGCUAGCUCUAGCUAUAUAGCUAGCUAGCUAGUAGAUAUAAUAUAUCAUAGUUUCGACGCUCACGCGCGCGUGCGCACACCAUCUCCUCCAGCGAGCAGGGGCGCGCGGGGGCGUGUUUGCUUGCUCAUGUGCUAGCUUUUCGAUACUGAGCUAAAAGGAAUCAUGGAACAACCUGCAGUCGUGUUAGUGGUCGUUCUGGCUGUUGCUGCCGCCAAUCAGACCGUCAUCUCGCUGAACGGAGACAAUUGGAUCCUGUCCGAUAGUUUCGGACGAGUCAAGGGACUCCAGGCCACUGUUCCCGGACAAGUACACAUUGACCUAUACAAAGAGGGGAUUAUAAAAGACCCAUAUUACGGCUGGAAUGAUUGGGAGGAGAGAUGGGUCGCCUAUGACAACUGGCAGUAUUCGCUGACCUUUGACCUUACAUCGGAUGACGUAACUGGCCGCACUCUCUACCUGAGAUGUGGAGGUCUGGACACUGUUGCCAAUGUCACUGUGAAUGGCCUGCUCAUUGGACAG
Geodia barretti is the source of this 545-nucleotide messenger RNA. The record is from the annotation of a GenBank genome assembly. Lineage: Eukaryota; Metazoa; Porifera; Demospongiae; Tetractinellida; Geodiidae.